Messenger RNA from Spodoptera littoralis (African cotton leafworm), 840 nucleotides. The record is from the annotation of a GenBank genome assembly. NCBI's taxonomy places the organism in Eukaryota, Metazoa, Arthropoda, Insecta, Lepidoptera, Noctuidae.
AUGGCAGAAAGCACGGAAAAGGUGGAAAAUGGUUCAGAUGCACGAAGACGAGUACUUACUAUAGCAGUAUCCACAGUUUUACUGGAAAAUGGAUUUGAAUCUACUGACAAAAUGGCACUAGAAACACUCACAGAAAUGCUUCAAUGUUUUUUGUCCGAAGUUGGAAACUCGGCCAAAAACUACUGUGAGCUAUCAGGCAGAGUGGAGCCAAUGCUGAGUGAUGUAAUCAUGGCCUUAGUAAAUAUGGGUAUCAGCAUACAAGGGUUGGAACAGUAUGCAGCUCGGCCAAACAGACAUGUGAUCCAGCCACCACAGCAGGCCCCAGCCCCACGAACACCAGCAAUGUUAUCAGCAGGAUCCAAGGCUAAGCCUGCUCCUCACAUACCAUUCCACCUGCCACCAUUACCUGAUCCACAUGCUUAUAUUAGGACACCUACUCACAAACAGCCAGUCACAGAAUAUGAAGCUAUAAGAGAGAAGGCUGCCUCACAGAAGAGGGACAUCGAGAGGGCAUUGACGAAAUUUCUAGCUAAGACAAGUGAAACACACAACUUAUUCAACACAGAGGAUAAUCAGGUGUUCCCAUUAAUAGCAUGCAAGCCAACAUUCCCUGCAUAUUUACCAUGUCUGUUACCAACAGACCAAGUAUUUGACUUUGAUGAAUUAGAAUAUCACUUCCAAGUUGCUAAUAGAACUGAAGAUAUGCCAGCUGAUAAAAAAGAGCAAUCAGACAACGAAGGUGACAACAUGGUUGAUGGAGACAACCCAAACAGUUCACAGAUGGACAACCCUGAAGCAAGUAUGGCAUCCAGCCCAGACAGAGGCAAAUCUGGUGGAUAA